This is a messenger RNA of Cloeon dipterum, 2307 nucleotides long. Its product is annotated as sec1 family domain-containing protein 2-like. The coding region runs from base 218 to 2179 and encodes 653 amino acids. The transcript is spliced from 12 exons. The record is from RefSeq and is a predicted model, not a curated record. Gene Ontology annotation, biological process: vesicle-mediated transport; intracellular protein transport. Lineage: Eukaryota; Metazoa; Arthropoda; Insecta; Ephemeroptera; Baetidae.
CAGAAUAAUCAGAUCCAGAUCAGGUGCCUGUCGGAUUGUUAUUAUUUUUUACUCUACAGAUGCAGAAUUGAAAAUUGCUGACUGCUGGAGUGCAUCAAACAAAAUUGAGUCGCGCGCAAUGCUGACGGUGCAAACAAUUAAACUGUUAUGCUAACGUGCUCUGCGUAGAAGCCUUUACAAUCUGUGCUUACACGAUCAUUUACAAAAUUAAGACGAAAUGAGUCGAAAAGAAGACAGGUGGGAUUCCAGCCUGGACCAUUUCAUUAAUUUCUGGUGGACCGAAGUCGUCAAGAAAGUGAAGGAUGCAAUUGUCUUCAUUGACAAUCCUGCAGCUGAAUGCUUGCAUUGGAAUAUGAAUGGGGCACAAGCGUUCUUUGUCGCUGGAGCUCUUGGGGUCAAAGAAUUAACUCCUCUAGAGACGGGCACUAAAGAGCAGCAAAAAGCUGUAUUCAUCACCUCAGAGGAUGUGAGUGGCAUCACAGAGAUGGCGAUCAGAGACAUCAUCCUGGGGUCUCGCUUUGAACAUUGCAUCGUCAUCACUGCAGCACCUGCUGCAAUUCACGCCUCCAUCAAGUCUCCAGAGAGCUUGCCCACCGAUGACCCUAACAAUCUUCGGGCAUUUGUCGAACUGGAGAACAGACUGCUCCGUUGGAUGGGGAAUGCUUACUUUCCUCAGCAGUCGUACACCAGUGAAGUGCUCUACUGCCCUCUGUUUGCAGCUCGAUUGGCAGAAAAUGUAUUUAUAAUGCCUCCAUUCAGUGAAUUCAUGGGCGAAGUUGGUCCCCAGUCUCAAGACAAGAAUUUCAGCUCAAGCCACAAGAACAUGGAUCACUUGGCUGCUUGUUUGCACAGUUUGAUGGCCUUCUUUGGCGCCAGGGAGGACGUUUUCAGCAUUGGAGAACUGAGCAGUGCUUUGGCUUCAAAACUAGACUCCCUCCCGGCAGCUAGGGCAAGAAGAAAGACAGCCCAAAACAAAGUGGGCAUCCUGUUGUUUGAUCGAGUGUUGGAUUUGGCCUCCGGAUGCAACUCAGACGCUUCAAACUGUUUACUAGACCGAGUUCUUUCAGUUCUAUCGCCAUUCCCGGGACACACUGCUGAGAGAUGCGUCGACAUGUCCUCUCUAUGCCUAGCCAACAGGAAAGCGCCACCCGACUUGCCGCUGCCGUUGGUGCCGGGCUGUGCGCUGCAGCCAGGAGGAAUAUCCACUUUUCUCGACUCGGCGUCGGUGAAAGAAGGGUUGUUGAAUGUACAACGACGCGUCCUGGAAGCGUCCAAGGGCACGCCGACCAUUAGGGUGACGGCGGAUUCCCUUGCCAAACGAGCCAAAGCCCUUGCUCUCCACGGAGGCCUCCAGCAACACGCGGACCUGCUCCAACAAUGCCUGGCUGUCAUUCAGUGUUCAGGUGGAUCUGCUUCGAUGUCAGUUGAACUGGUUGCGGGCAUGCAGAAAGUUUUGGUCCAGAAUUUGGGUGUUGAGGACGGAGAGAAGGGUUUUGUCGAAGUUCUCAAACAAAUUACAGCUUUAUUGAAAACUCGUAAAGAGAGGGAUCUGAAACUGGAUUCGGUGAUGUUGCUCCUCAUUCAUAUCUUUUCUGUUGCGGGCUCGGAGCACAACCUUGUUAACUCCGCAUCGGAGGAAAUGGAGCAGGCGAAAGCAACUCUUGCAGAAGCACUGCUAGAGGACUGCCAGGCUUCGGAAAAUAACUGGCCUGGAACGAUAAAAGAUGAAAUACAGGCAUCCAGGGUUGCUAGCGAAAUUUUUAAAAAGCUAGUAGGAAUUGCUGACGCCAGGAAAAAGCUCACAAAAUACAGAAAUAUUUUGACCAGACAACACUCUCAACAACCUGCGUCAGUCUCUGCGCUUCUCCCCACAAUAGUUUCGGAUUGCCUGGACAAGAGCCGCUCGGCGGAGCUCAGCAACGACAUUUCUUGCCCAAUCCAAGGCAGCUCUCGAGGCGCUCUAGGGCUCUUCUUGGGAUCUGCGAAGCCCCAUCCAGCUGACAACGCUUUAACAAUUGUUCUGGUGCUGGGCGGAAUUACAGGGAGUGAAAUUCGUUCCAUCCAGAAUAUUGCCAAGCAGAACAAGAAGCACGUCAUUAUUGGUUCCACAAAACUCAUUUGUCCUAAAGACUGUCUUAAAUAUGUAUAUCCAUCAACUCAUAUCACCCCUGCGCUGUGAUUUUCAUGUUAAUCUUUGUUUUUGGGUCUAAACUGCAUCAGUAUGAUUUUGUAUAAUAUGAUCUGUUUGUGAAUAAACAUUUCGUUAUUUUGUUGUUGGACAAAGUCAAACACAAAAAUUGAAGAAAA